Messenger RNA from Helobdella robusta, 1956 nucleotides. RefSeq lists its product as hypothetical. Lineage: Eukaryota; Metazoa; Annelida; Clitellata; Rhynchobdellida; Glossiphoniidae. The record is from RefSeq and is a predicted model, not a curated record. The transcript has a single exon. The coding region runs from base 1 to 1956 and encodes 651 amino acids.
AUGAUCCACGUGAGUUUAAUGGAGUCACUCUCCACUCAGAAAACUGCCAUAUGGGUGAGCCAGCAGCAGUCUGACUAUAUUGAACUUCACCAGCACACCAGUGGGCCCCCCAGAAAACUCUCAACAACAGCAGCAGCAGCACUUGAAUUCAACAGUUCAUCUAACACAACACCAUCACCGCCUCUGCCCAGACAGCCGAUCAAAAUAUCGAGUGGCGUGAAGGUUCUACGAAAACCUCGAGCUCUGCCGCCACUAAAUCCCAACUCGUUCCAGGACAGUACACAUGGUAAUGAAUCACCGUCUCUUAACUCAAUCCUGAGUCAGAACAGCCUCAGUGAUGAAUGGCACACCAUCGCUCGCAGCAAUCAUCAAAACCCUCCCUCCUCCGAUACACCUCCUCCACCUCUGCCAGCAAAAGUUUACGAUAAGAAGCACAAGACAAGUCGACUAGUUGAACGAGGGAUACAGUGUUCUGUUGAAGAGGAAAUUCCGAGAAACAGAAUUGGUCAGUCUAAGGGUCUUUCAACGACCAUCUCUUCCACCGUAACAAAUAAACAGCACAAGGUAUGUCACACCAUCACAAUGCCAACAGCACCUGUACAACAGAUCAUUGUCACACCGUUGAACCACGUUCAAAGGUUUGUCUUCAACGACUUGAGAGUGAAAUUAAUAGAACCAUGCAUUAGCAGCAGCAGCAAUACGGCGGCAUUCAUGCGCAUCAACAACCAACUCGGUAGCAUAACACAAAGAUCAUCAUCUGCCUCAUCGCCCAUCACCGUUUCAUCACCGUCGACAACGACGUUAAUUGAAUUAGAAUCCAUCACAAACACCACUGGCUAUCGUCAGCAUGUUCAACAGAAUUUGGACUCCUUAGCGGGUCCGACUCAGCUGGCCUCGACGACAACGGCGACGACAACUCAAUCAAGAGUUUGCUCCAACGAGUACGUCUCCGAUCCCGUUACUCCUUGUAAAAAGUCCUUCAACAGACGAUACGUUGCCUUAAAAAAACGACUUGACACAAAUAAUUUGACGGUUGGGCUUCAAAAGUUGCCCAGCUGUCGUGGGUUCAAUGUGAAGAAGAGAGGCAGUAAGUUGUCACCAUCGUUGUCGUCGGGUUUCAUCUGCAACAAAUGUAACAAAUGUCGUUGCAAGCAAUGUCGUCCGGGUAGCAAGGAGAACAACAACCACAGCAGCAGCAGCAACAACAAGAAGAGUGGCAAUCUUUACAACAACUCCCUUGACAACAGCAGCAAUAACAACAUCAACAACAACACAAUUAAUAUUAAUGAUGACAACAACAACACUAAUACCAACUCCAACAUCGUUAAUAGCAGUAGAACGACCAACGAUUAUUUUAACAACAACACAAAAUUAAAAAUUGAAAACGUUGUUGACGAUAAAAAGGACAACAACAACAAUGACAACAACAUCAUCGACAUCGCUGACAUGAAUAUAGAAAAGCAACAACGACACGACACACAACAAACUGUUGCCAAGGAAGUUGAAGUUCUGUUGGAUAAUGGCAAAGUUUAUACGUCGCAAUGUGUACAAGACCUCAGUGAUAUCGACGACGACUACAGCGUAGAUGACUGCGUUAACAGGAAAAAACUGAACGACAGAUCUUCUUCAACAUGUUGCUGUUGCGGCGGCAACAUGCUAACCGCAUUAUUGAGUUGUUUCUCAACGUUCUGCUGCUGUCGUUUCAGGUGUUGCAAAAAACUCUCAACGAAAAGGCAACAACAGCGUCAUAACUGCUGCAACAGUUGCUUCAGUUGCCUGCGACGGACAGAUGGUUGUCAGUGUGAUGAUGAUGAUGAUGAUGAUGGUAGUGGUGGUGGUGGUGGUGGAAGGGUUAGUGAUGGUGGUGGUGAUUUUGACGUCAGGAAUGAGGGUGACGAUGGCCAGGAUGUUGUUGAGGAUGAUGACGAUGAUGUUUUCCAUAGUUUAACUAGCUAA